UAUUCUGUUGUGUGCAGCUCUUCGAACAAAGUCAGUAUUAAAAGUCAGCAGUCCUUCAACUGGCUUACAACCAACAUUUGGACUAUUUUAAAUUCUCGAAACGAAAUUAUUCAUAAUUUUUAAGUGGUUUGAAAAGGCUUGUCCUAGUCUUACUCUCUAAGACAGAUAUUCAAUUUACUGUUAAAUCGAAGAUCUUAAUGCGAAAAAAAUAAUAGACAGCGCUUUUGAAGAGACCGAUCUUUCAGAAACCUGACAAAUCCGUAAUAGUUAUAUGAAACCGUCUAGAAUACGGUUUUCUUUUCUUUUGUUUUCUUUUCAGAAGCUGAAGAUGGCAUUUCACAUAUAAAUUCUUUUUUACCACCGACGCACAAUAUUCCACCACGUUCAAUAUCAACUAACGAAGAUUUUAUAACAAUGCCAAAAUUUCGUUUAUUCCACAUACUAAAUACAUGUAUGGAACUGUAUAAUCAAGAAGAACAAGCUGACAAUGAAUAUGUUAUAAAACAUAGAAUUUUAGAACAAACAUCAAAUGUUAUACAAAAUUUAAAAAGAAUAAAUAAAUUAAAUGAAGAUAUUAAUAACUAUUAUGAAAGAGGACAUGAAUGUUAUAAAGUAGUUUUUGAACGGUGA
Messenger RNA from Didymodactylos carnosus, 630 nucleotides. The record is from the annotation of a GenBank genome assembly. Lineage: Eukaryota; Metazoa; Rotifera; Eurotatoria; Philodinida; Philodinidae.